AUGGGGACAGAGGAUGGGAUGCAUUUUCUCUCGAGCACAAUGCCCGAGAACCUCUCACUACUCUCUUCACCAAAGAAGUUUAUGAGAAAAUAUCUGAGAGUCUUCAACUUUCUUUGGAGGCUAAAGCGUAUGGAGCAUGCAACCUGGCAGGCAAUGAAACCAUAUUGCAUGAUUGCUCGCGUGGAAUCCAAUAAUGAAGGUGGAGGGAGAUCUCAGUUAGCCCUAGUUCUGAGAAGGUGUCAGACCUUGCGAAAUGAGAUGAAUCAUUUUGUGACUAAACUUCAAUACUACAUCACGUUUGAGGUUCUUGAGUACUCAUGGUCAAACUUUCUCGAAGAAAUGGAGGAGGCACAUGACCUUGACGAACUCAUCGCUGCCCAUGUCAAAUACUUGGACUCUAUUUUGGAGAAGGCACUGUUGGAUGAACGCUCUCAGUUGCUUUGCAAGACGCUGUUUAGCCUCGUCGACCUCAUUCUGCGAUUUAGAGCCUUCGCAGAUAGACUGUAUGAGAAUGCACGUAACUUCCAGACCAGGUAUGAGACAUCACUGAGGCCCACAGAGAAGAAUGAUACAUUCUCCAAGUCUCGUUCUGGACAGAGGGAAUUGUCCACUGCACAACUGUCAGGUGAUUUCCUGGCUUAUCUUGGGGAUGAGAUGGAUUGGGUUGCAGUUGAAUACUCAUCACUGCUUGAAGGUUUCAUUGCACAGUUGCCAGGGCAACAUAUAGAUUUGAAGUUUCUAUCUUUCCGGCUCGACUUUUCUGAAUACUACACCCGUCUGCACACGGGCAUGUCUACCAUCCCGAUUCGACUUCAUCGAACCCCUAUCAAUGUACUGAAACCCUCGAUUAGCACGGAACUUGACCUAGUCUGAUGUAGAAGCAAGGUAGAGUUGUACACAUAAUUUUAAUCUUGCACUAAAGGUGCACGCCUCUCAAUCUGACAUUGUAGAUAUCUGAUGGGAGAUCAGAAAAAACCACUUCAUGUGAGGCUCUGCGUAAAUUUACGAGCACGCUGCCCAGUAAGAAAAAACGAUCAUCUACAAAAGAUCUAUACACAAAUCCCUCUCCUUUAAAAUAACAUCUUGGCGCUUUUAUUUAUUGUACUUAACAAAUAUUCGAGCCAGCUCUCACCAUGUUCUCUCCAGGAAAAUGAAGUGGAAUUUUGCUCCGAGAUUCUACUAUUUAAAUUUCCAAUUAGAUGGAUACACUUUUGAAAACAACUUAUAUUUUAAUCUUCAUCACAAGAGGAUUGUCAAUUGCUUUCAAAGCUAGUUUGCUAUUUUCAAGAUUUUGCUCAGCUCUCUACCAGGUGUUAUCGAAUUGGGAAAGUGGUGUUUUCGCACCUAAUUCUUUCGACUUGUCGGACCCAACUGGUGAACAAAGUCUUGAACUAAAACUGUGUUUCCAAAAAUGCUACCAUUAUAUAACUUCUAUGUAGAUGAUUUUUUUGUUCUUGUUAAUUUUUCCUGUGAUAGCUCAGAAUUG
Physcomitrium patens is the source of this 1486-nucleotide messenger RNA. RefSeq names its product gamma-tubulin complex component 3. Gene Ontology annotation, cellular component: gamma-tubulin complex; spindle pole; microtubule organizing center. The record is from RefSeq and is a predicted model, not a curated record. Gene Ontology annotation, molecular function: microtubule minus-end binding; gamma-tubulin binding. Gene Ontology annotation, biological process: meiotic cell cycle; spindle assembly; microtubule nucleation. Lineage: Eukaryota; Viridiplantae; Streptophyta; Bryopsida; Funariales; Funariaceae.